This is a messenger RNA of Gavialis gangeticus (Gharial), 2432 nucleotides long. It is a transcript of the gene CCDC157, whose product is annotated as coiled-coil domain containing 157. The coding region runs from base 41 to 2311 and encodes 756 amino acids. The record is from RefSeq and is a predicted model, not a curated record. The transcript has 10 exons. NCBI's taxonomy places the organism in Eukaryota, Metazoa, Chordata, Crocodylia, Gavialidae.
GUUGCCGGGGUAGCGAGUGACGCGUGCGGCCUCAGGCCCGAUGGCGCAGCCGGCUGGUGGGCGCACGUGCGUGGAGAGCCUGCGGCGGGACGUGACUGACCUGCAGGGCGCCAUCGCCGACGUAUGCGGCCGGGCCGGGCCCGCGCGCUUCCGCUCCUGGAAGUUCCCCGACCGGCUGUCGUGCGAGCUGGACGUGGUGGCGCUGCUGCAGCGCUACGACUACGUGGAGGGCGACGCCGAGCUCACGCGCCGCUCCCAUGUGGCGCUUCUGGAGCUGGUGAUCGACAGGCUGCUGUUGCUGCUUCAGAGCUUCACUGGCUAUGCAGAAAAUCUUGUCAAUGAACAAGCCGUGCCUCCUCCUCAGGCAGUGGGACCCUGCAUGUCUGUUGGGCUGACUGUGAGGAAGUACUGGAACAGCAUGCUGAAACUGGGAGCCCUCUAUCAGCAGUCUGUGAGUGAGAAUAAAUCUAACAGAAAAGAGGCCUCUGCACUGAAAUCUACACUGCAGAAUUUGAAAGCUGAGAAUGAACAUUUGAGAAGCUGUUCACCUGUAAUUUCUGAAUUGGGCACAUUUUUCGAUUGUACACAGGCAACUACUUCAUGCCUAUCACAAAACUUCAGUGUACCAGACUAUGAUAUCAACGACCUCUCACGGCCAAGAUCUGCAUAUAGCGUCACCAGGAAUAACCAUAGUGUCCAUUCUCAGACAAUUGAAUCAUCCUUGGUACCUUGUGAUUCUUGUGCCAGCGCCCAGGCCAGCCUCCAGGAGGUCAGCAAAGCCAUCGUGAGCAUCUGUCGUAACCAGAAUAUCCCUUCAUCCCUGUGCAAAUUCCAGAAGAUGAUUGAGGAGACCAUGUUUAACAAGACACUUGCUGCUACAGACAUGAGGUACUGGGCAUCGGAACAAAUGAAGGACCUCUCCCGGAUCAAUAAACAUCUUGGGAUGCUGAUGCAACUGAUAAAUCCUUUGAAGACAGAACUGGAAGAAUCUGAGAAACAGAAGGAUGAGCUGAGAAAGCAGGUUGAAGACUUUGCCAAAGUUCUUCAGCAGGAGAAGGAUAUCCAGGAACAGCAGAGGCAAGCAGUUAAGCAGUGCUUGGAAAAGAAGAACAAAGAGAACCAUGAGAUCAUGGCCAAACUUGAGAAGGACAACGAGAAUGCAAAGAUAGGUACCGCCUUGCUGGAGGAACAGAUUUCUUCCUUGAAAGAGGAGUUGGCAUCACAGCAAGCUACUGUGAAAGAGCUGGAUGUUGUGUUCCCAGAGCUGAUCAAAAUGUCCCUGCUAGAGGAGAUGAGGACUAAAAUGGUAGACAAGAGCCAGAUGCUGAAGCUGCAAGAACAAGUGCAGCUGGUUACCACCCAGCUGGAAAGCACAAGCCAGGAGCUCAGCAAGGUCACCCUCCAGUUGGACAAGGAGAAGGCCAAAGUGAAAAGCAUGCUCAGGCAUGAGGAGUCACUGCAGGCCAAGCAAAGAGUCUUGCUGCAGCAGCUGGACAGUGUGGAUCAGGAGUGUGAGGAGCUACGGACCACCCUAAGCGAAGCUGAGGAGGACAAGGCCAAGCUGGUAGAGCAGCUGAAGGAGAUGCAGGACAAGAAGCAGCAGGUUCAACACAAGCUGGAAGCCCAGCAAGAGCUAACGGAGAACCUGGAGCAGGAAAAGCAGAGUCUAGAGCAGUCCACGUUUGAGCUGCACAAGAAUGUCUCUGAACUGGAGGAACUGAUCCAGGAGCUGAAGGAGAGGCAGAGGCUGCUGGUGUCUUUCCCAGACCUCCACAUCCCGGUUGAGGCACAGUUUGAAAGCACUGGGAAUGUUGCAGAAGAUAUGGAAAAGCAACUGCAGGCAAAUAACAUCCGGAUCUACAUCCUGGAGCAAGAGAACUUCCGGCUCAGGACUGCACUUGUAAAAAUGAGAGAAGCAGCCAAGCAAGGAGCCUUAAGACUUAUUCCACAGACCCAGCUGUGGAUUCACUCCUCUCCCCAGACCAGCAGCAAAGAUGGUGUGACAGACCACAACAAAGAUUACACAGGAAAUCCUGCUGGUGCACACAGACCUCCAAGCAGCCAAGCUGGCAAUGACAGCCUGGUGUCCCGCCGGCCUCCAAGCAGCCAAACAAGCAAGGCACGCCAGAGACCACCAAGCAGCCAACAGACAAAACCAUCCUCCCUAGAGACCACAUGCAAGGAACUGUCCUGCCUCUCUCUGCUACCUGACAACUUUCUCCUCAAUAACAAUGUCAAACCCAAAGGGCAAGACAGCGUAGCUGGAGUCCAGGCCCUCCCAUCACGCAGUACUAGAAACCACCAGAAAUAGAAGGCCAGCAGAGUAAUUCUGUCAGGAAGUAGUAUUCAACCAGUGCCACUAAUACUGUCACAUUUACCACUCAGGAUCCCCAUAAGUAGCAAGCUAGUGUUGGAGGCAGUCAGCCAGCACA